GCAUAGAUAAUUAGAUAGGAUGAAAUCCAUAAUCAGAAUGAUUAGCGCUUUCUUUCUUUUAUCUCUCUUUACUAUCCAGCUGGGAACUCAGGCCAGAAUUCUACCUGCAGCAGGAGAAAAUGGCACAUUUGAAUUUAUUAAUGUCAACUACAACAAUUCGCCGCCGCCGCCUCCAGCUCCAAAUGCAUCUUCACCGAAGACAAAGAUGAACAACUACAGGAAAGAACCGUCAUCGCCGCCUCCACCGCCGUCUGCUUCGCUUACAAUAGGCGAAGCAGUCUUGACGACUCUACCAAAACCUAAAAUGAGUGACUAUGGAAUAAUUGCGAAAUCACCACCUCCUCCUCCGUAUGCUUCACCCACAAAAGGCCAUGUUAGCUCUACUAUACUUAAACCAUGGACGCGACAGGGUGGUCUGGAAAAAACUCCGCAAUCGCGGCCUCAUCCUCGUGAUAUUUGGAUUGCGAGCACAUUCGUUGCUGAUUGCUAGAAGUUGCUGAGUUGCAGGUUUAUAACAAAACCAUGAACCGGGAGAAGAUGACCAAGAUUAAGUAGCAAUUAAUUAGCAGUGUUAACUAUUUAAGUGGUUUUUGUGUGUUCUUUUAACGCUCGGUUGUGGCUUGUCUUGCUACAUGUAAUUUAUAGAAUAUAAUCAAUGUAUAGUUUC
This is a messenger RNA of Daucus carota subsp. sativus, 667 nucleotides long. Its product is annotated as formin-like protein 14. The record is from RefSeq and is a predicted model, not a curated record. Bases 20 to 490 code for a protein of 156 amino acids. The transcript is spliced from 2 exons. NCBI's taxonomy places the organism in Eukaryota, Viridiplantae, Streptophyta, Magnoliopsida, Apiales, Apiaceae.